Molecule: messenger RNA, 773 nt
Organism: Rosa chinensis
Lineage: Eukaryota; Viridiplantae; Streptophyta; Magnoliopsida; Rosales; Rosaceae
Exons: 4
Coding region: 159-662 (167 amino acids)
Source: RefSeq, a predicted model, not a curated record
CCUACGGAAGGGUUUCCUUUGAGCCCACUUCAUUCUUGGUCAUAGAAACUCAACUAUUCACUGCUUGAACAUUUCCCAGUUCCCAUUUCUAGUAAAAUCCUCAAACACUUGGCGCGCACACCGUUUUGGGCAAAGAGGGAGACACGAGAAUCAACUUCAUGGAGGCGCAGACCUUGCAGCCCAUGCUGAGUAUGUAUUGUGAGUACCGUGUAGCUUUGAAGAAGUUGAUGGUUGAAUAUCAAGCCAGAAUCCACGCCUUUGGUGAAGAAAUUCGAAAAGUCCAAUUGGAAGUACAGCAAGCCGAAACCGAGUUUACCAUAUUGUUAGAGGAAGAGACACCGAAUUCGCAAUUGGAACUUCUAAGCAAAGAGUUUUGGCUAUUCUCGCAACGAUGUGAACAGAGGAUUUUGAAGCUUGACAUGUUUCUAAAGAAGAUGGAGAGGGAGACAUCAUGGUUAGAAGAGGAGGAAGAGGCUGCACCUGUGUUCCAUGGACCGGAAGAUCAGAUUCAUCAAUGCAAAAGGUACUCGCAGAAUUAUUAUCUCUGUCUGGAGAGAUUAAUAUAUGAUGGUUCACAAAUUCGUUUCGUGAUUUCUGUAGGUUUUUUUUAUUGUUCAAUAAUGAAAUGCAGUGUUUGGUUGCAAUGGAUGUCACAAAAAUAGGAGAGUUAUUUAGUUUUGGUGGAUAAAGUUGCAAUGAAUGUUCAAACUUCAAUUUUUUGCAACUCUACACCUAAGCUUUCUAUUCACUUGUACUCUGACCAGAUUAUACUA